GUACAACUGUCCAAGCACACACUUGUUGUUUUGUUUCAGAAUUAAGCAUUUUCAUUUUAUAGAUGCUUUUCAUCUGCGUUAUAAUGCUGAAGCAUUGGUUGUUUUCACUUUCUAGAGUACAUGAAAGUGAAGUGGAUUUGAUGUGCCUUAUUCAGAACAUAAUUGGUCGAUUAGCUACUCAAUAGGUUUCAUUGAAAAAUAUAUGAGCCACCACUAUCUGGGACCCGCUGCAACAUUUAUGUUAUUUAGUUAGAAAUUUUCAAUAACAUUUAACAUGUGCAGCAUGUUGUCAACAUGUUGUAUUAGACGAUGUUGCAAAUAAUUAUUUCGUUUGCGCAAUCUAAGAUUCUAUAGGGCAAGUUACAUCUUAUGUAGAGAGAUCUUUCUGAGUUUCAUGUUAUACUUAAUCGCUCUGCUACAACAACUUAUGCAAAUGGCCAGGGAAUAUUUUGCUAUCUAUGCAGAAACUUGUUUUGCAAGUUUUGGUGACAGAGUGAAGCAUUGGAUAACAAUCAAUGAACCCCUUCAAACGUCUGUAAAUGGCUAUUGUGCUGGGAUAUUUGCACCUGGACGACAUCAGAAAGAAUCUGUUGAACCAUUCUUGGCUGCGCAUUACCAAAUUUUGUCUCAUGCAGCUGCUGUCGACGUGUAUCGGAGGAAAUUUAAGGCUGCACAAGGUGGUGAAAUUGGAUUGGUGGUGGACUGCGAAUGGGCGGAAGCAUUUUCCAAUAAAUUGGAAGAUAAGCUUGCUGCUCAGAGGCGUCUGGAUUUUCAGCUUGGAUGGUAUUUGGAUCCUAUAUUCUAUGGAGACUACCCAGCAUCUAUGCGGGAACGACUAGGAGAUCGACUUCCCACAUUUUCCGAGGGAGAGAAGAAACUAUUGAGGAAUUCACUUGAUUUUAUCGGCUUGAAUCAUUAUACUUCAAGAUUUAUUGCACAUUUACCUAAGCCUGCGGGUGACUAUUUCUAUCAAGUACAGGAGGCAGAGAGGAUAGUUAAAUGGCAAGGGGGCGAGAUGAUUGGCAGCAAGGCUGCAUCAGAGUGGCUCUACAUAGUUCCUUGGGGCAUUCACAAACUUCUUAACUACAUAGCGAAGAAAUAUCCCAAUACACCGAUAUAUAUUACUGAGAAUGGCAUGGAUGAUGAGGACAAUGAAGAAGCAACACUCGACGAGAUGCUAAAUGAUGAGAUGAGAGUGGGAUAUUUUAAGGGCUACCUUGCUUCUGUGGCUCAAGCAAUCAAGGAUGGUGUUGAUAUCCGAGGAUACUUUGCAUGGUCAUUGCUAGAUAACUUUGAGUGGGCUCAAGGAUACACCAAGAGGUUUGGCCUGGUUUACGUCGAUUACAAGAAUGGGCUAAAAAGACACCCCAAGUCAUCGGCUCGCUGGUUUAGUCGUUUCUUGAAGGGCGGUAAGGACGAUAACAGCAACAGUGCGUGAUUUAUGUUUGCUAAAACUGUGUUUUACUCUGUUAUGUACUGUAAAGACCCUUGCAACUAUGCCUUUAUGUUCUGCUAUUUGGUGACAUGCAAUGAUCCAUUAAAGCUACGAUAAAGCCCGGAGAGAGAUCUAUAGCCUGCGGAUUUGCGUCCAUUAGAUAUGUGAAGCAUUCAUUCUUCAGUUCUCUAAUACUCCCACAGGGUUCUGAUGAUAUAAGCAGUUGUGGAAGCUUGUGAUGAACAAAGUACCCCUUAAAUUUUUUUGUUAAAUCUAAGUUGUGAUACUAAAUUAGAGUACUUUUGAGAUCAGGACGGAGAACCGUUGAUGCAGUUUCCUCCAAAAAGGAAAAAAAAUAAAAAUUAGUUGCAAUUAAUUUUUGAAUCUGUGCA
Asparagus officinalis (garden asparagus) is the source of this 1827-nucleotide messenger RNA. Its product is annotated as beta-glucosidase 4. Gene Ontology annotation, molecular function: beta-glucosidase activity. Bases 395 to 1438 code for a protein of 347 amino acids. Gene Ontology annotation, biological process: carbohydrate metabolic process. Lineage: Eukaryota; Viridiplantae; Streptophyta; Magnoliopsida; Asparagales; Asparagaceae. The record is from RefSeq and is a predicted model, not a curated record. The transcript has 7 exons.